Messenger RNA from Symbiodinium pilosum, 4343 nucleotides. The record is from the annotation of a GenBank genome assembly. NCBI's taxonomy places the organism in Eukaryota, Dinophyceae, Suessiales, Symbiodiniaceae.
GUGCACCUUUGCUUCUCGCAGCCAUUGGAAGCCACGCGCCGACUUUGGCAUCACGUGCCUGCAGCCCUGGUUUCUAUGCUCAGCCAGGGCUCUUUGAUGAAGAGCUACCAGCCAAGGAUCGAGGUUUCCACUUCGACACCCCCGAGGCGAUCACGGGUCUUUUUCCAGUGCCUGAUUUGCAGCUUUUGUCAGACACCGUCCAGAAGCUCGUGGAUGUCUGCCGUCAGCUACUGAUUCUUGACCGCUCCAUUGAUAUGGCUGCAGCGCUAGUUCACGAAUACAGCUACGAGGCCUGCGUCUUUGAUCUGCUUGACGGCAACAUGCUGGAUGCGGAUCGGAACAUUGUGACUCUGAAGAGCGGAGGACACAGCAAAGAGGUGCUUUUGGCAGAUCCGCUGUGGGAGGAGCUAAAGUACAUGCACCUGGAAGCAGCGCGAGAGCUCGUAGAAGUCAAGGUGGAUGAAGUCAAGCGCCAGAAUGUGCAGCAGGAUGCCACAGCAAUUAGCACACGGGCAAUGCUAGAUCAACUUCGUGCUGCGCCUGAGAUGCGUGAUGCGGUCGACCGCAUGGCGCUUCACUUGGGCAUGAUCACGCAAAUUCAUAGCCGUUUGGACUCAGAGCAGAUCCUGGAGCCCCUUCACUUGGGCUUGCUGGAGCAGGAUAUAGCUUGCGGCAUUGACCGAUCAGGCAAGGACGUCAAGAUCACAAAUCUCCAGACGACCUUGCAAAGGAUUCUCACGGACCGCCCAGAGCUGUCCAGUGAGAUGAAGCUUCGCUUGCUGAUGCUUUUCUUCGCCUGCGUGGCCAACGUGCCCGAGGCUAGCCGCUCCAAGUUGCUGGAUGUUGCGCAGCUUGGUGCAGAGGAUCAGCAGGCUUUGAUGAACAUGCUGCGUACUCGUCUCAUGGAGGUUCCUGAAUCUCAGCGUCACAAGCAUGGCAGCGGUUGUGCUCACAGAGUGACGAAGCCACAGGUUUGUGCUCCGAGCAAAGCUCUGCAGAAUCAGCGACGCUAUCGCUGCUGUGCAAUGCAGGCGGCCAGGUUCAAAAAGAACGCUGUCGCCGAGGGGCGGUUCGAGCUCUCCCGAUUUGAGCCAAGACUCAAGGAGAUAUUGGAGCAGCUGGUAGAAGAUCGGCUCAGCUUGGAGGAGUUUCCAGUGCUCCAAAACGCAGGGGAUGAAUUCGGCCUUCGGGAGGCCGGUGCAGCGACCGCCGAGCAUUUGGGAGCUCCUGUGAUCCAGGCCAAAGAUGACUGGUCCUUUGCCACGGUGUCAGGUGGGCUUGAAAGCGAGCACACGCAAGUCACUCACCGGAUUCUGGUCUUCGUGAUAGGAGGCUUCACUCUCUCAGAGCUCAGAGCUGCUGCAGAGGCCCGGCCUGGCUCUGUGUUUCAGCUGAACCAAGCCGGCCACAUUGUGAUGCAGACGUUGCUCCAGGUCAACGGCUUUUGGGGAGCAGCCAUGGCCUCUGGGCAUCCUCGAGCCGCCCGGUCCCUUCUUCCCUUGCUUUGUUUGCUCGCGGUGUUUUGCCUCGUGGGGCAAGAUGCCACCUUCACUGCGCCGACGGGACGGCGGUCGAUGUUCCUGUACCCAACCUUGGGCGUUUUUGGUGCGCUGCCAUCGCUGCCAGCAAAAGCAGUGAUCCAGCAAGGACCCGAGGAGCGCUUGGCGCUGUACAAGGGCAAGGCUGUGUCUGUCCGUGAAGCAGCCCAAUGGUAUCGUUUCUAUGUCGGAGAUGUGGUAACCAGGGGCAGUGGCAAAGACACUGGGGAUGGCCUCAAGGCCAGUGACACGGCCUGUGGUGCGGGAACAUGCGAUGCUGCGCAGGCCUUGUCCGAGCUGGACAAGCUCGUGUCCCCCGGGCACGGCUCAGGCAAAAUCUCGCAAGUGGAACGUGACUUGACGACGCCAAUCUUCUUGAUGGUUGGGUAUGACGUGUGGGAUCCCGAUGCCUCCUUCUCAGAAGAUGCCCGCAAAGCUGCUGGCAAAUUCCAUUCGACCGUGAAACAGAUGAGUGCAAAGCUCAGCCCGCCCUAUGACGCACAAGUGGCCAGCCAUCUGUACACGAAGAGCUUGAAGGAUUUGAACGACUUCUUUCGCAUUGCCAAUGAAGCUGCUGACGCACAGCCGCAUCAUGCGCAUUAUCUGCCUCCAUUGCCGGUGUCGCAGAGGGAGCUGGACACCUCAGAGUACUGGAAAGCUGAACAGGAAGCAUACGACGAAGCCAACAAUCCUUCGCGCCUCUUUUACGAGUCCAAUGUCUAUGGUGCUGCCGCUCAGGAAAGGGUGGUGGAGGAGAGCACGGAGGCUUUACCGGCCAACAGCGCUUUGCACCCGUUCGAGGAAGUGACCCGAAGUGAGCCUUCUUCAAGCGAUCUCUCAGACUAUUUGCCCGAAGAGACUGCAAAGGCUGCAAUAUUGGGGAAGGGUAGCUGGCAUGGCGAAGGUGGAUCGUACUCUAGCCUCGCAGAUCUUGCCAAGUCGCUCAGUGAGGGCGACGCGGUGCUCGUCUGGGGCUCGUGGCUGGCAGAUCUAGCUCGCACGAAGCAAGGUGUUCUGCCUGUCUUGCCUCGGCGGCAGCAGCUGCCUCCAGAGGCAAUCUGUGAUGCUGCGCACGUUGGUCGCGGGACGCCUCUGCUGGCAGUCUCUUACUGUUGGGCGACUGCAGCUCAUCCAGACCCAGAGGGCCACCAACUGCGCAUCUUGGGCCACCUGUUGGACCUUUGGCUAGCACCGCAUGGGCAGCAAGACAGGCAUCAGUCGCAGAGCCUUCACAGCCCAAGCACUUACCACCAGGAUGAAGAUCUUCCGCUGACAGAGCAGGAGGGAGCUGAGCCAGCGCCUGCAUCCGACAGCCUGGGAAGGCGAGAUUGUGCCGUUCUGCUGGACUGGUGCAGCUGCUACCAGGAACCCCGGUUUGCAGACGAGAGGCGUUCCGCUGAACGGUUCCUUCAGCAGGUUGGCAGAUGGUUUGCGCACCAGCACACGAUGGUGUGGAUGCUGACGAACUCUCCGAUUGGCGCUGAGCCUUACAGUCUGCGCGGCUGGACAACCUUCGAAAGAGCGCUGAGUCUCCUGCCAGCUGGCAAAAAGCAAGUCCUUGAUGUAGGACGAUUAGCAAGCUUUGAUCUGCCCGACUGGUUUGCCGUCCUCAGCGCCUGCAGGGCAAAGAGGCCGCCGCCGGUGACGCCUGCAGAGUUUCAGGCACAGCUGGAGAGAAAGCAUUUCUCGUGGAGCCUUGACCGGGAGCUACUUGGGACACUGUACCAAGAGGUUUAUGAGGAUCUGGUCGCCGGAGCUAUCGAGAUGCCCUUGGCACGCUUGGACUGGGGAGACCUGGAGAUGGGACAGCUAGAUGGUGCGCUUUCAAGCUGUACUCAGCUCCAGCGCUUGGACUUGGCUCGGAAUCGCAUCGGGGAUGCUGGUGCAGAGAAGCUCGCAGACACCAUUCUAAACAGCCCCCGGCUCCUGCAGUCACUCGUCUUGCUGGACCUUUCGGGCAAUGAGAUCGGCGACCUGGGCCUUUGCAGCCUGGCUGCAGCUCUCCCGAGCGCCGUCAUCCAGUCGCUGGGCCUCGAUCGCAACUUCAUUGGGGACCAGGGUGCUUGCGGCUUGGCAACCGCUCUCCCACGCACAGGCUUGCGGCGGCUGGUACUUCGAGGGAACGAGAUAGGGGAUGGCGGUGCUGGGGAACUGGCACUGGCAAUGCCUCGAUGCAGCAGCUUACAGCUUCUUGACCUGAGCGAAAACGAGGUCAGUGACAUUGGUGCUGAGCGCUUUGCCGCAGCUCUGCCGAAGUGCGACAAGUUGCAGAGGUUUGACCUUGCUCGAAAUCGGGUGGGGGACCGCGGUGCCUUGAGCCUUGCUGCGGCCCUUCCCAAGUGCAAGCUGGAGGCUUUCGGCCUAGGAGGGCAUGAAGUUGGUGAGAUCCUUGGUGGAGGGCGCAUUGGUGAUGGUGGUGCAGGGCUGUUGGCAUCUGCUCUGCUUCGCUGUGAGCGGCUCUGCAAGCUGGAUUUGAGCGAGAAUCAGAUUGGUGACGGUGGCACCGCGCAGUUAGCUGCGGCGAUGCCACAUUGUGGUCAGCUGGCUGAGCUAGACCUCUACCGAAAUUGCAUUGCCGACCCGGGUGUCGGCAGGCUUGCGGAGGCGGUACCCCAAUGCGGCCAUCUUGAUUGGCUUCGGUUAUUGGAGAAUCCUGUCGGUGCUAAAGGGGCACGCAGACUGGCAGAAGCCUGGGAGGCAGCAGGAAAACCGAAAGGGUGUGGCUCCCAUGCCAGCCAGGAUCAGGAUAUGGCUUUGCGGAAUGAGUCUGUGCAUGCCAAGGCGACUUCUCUGUCAACCCGAUGA